CCUUUAAUAUUGUUUACUUUUUGUUUGCCGGCAGAAUUAAUUUAACAUUGUAUCCGUCAAGUACGGGAAGGCAAAAUAAAACUUCCACCUCCGUGGGCAAUCCAAAAAAAUGGAAGUGGAGAUCCCUAAUCCCCUUAUUACUAGUGACUCCGACGAAUCCAGCGUGGACCUGAAAUCCUGGUGGUCCGUCACGAAUAGUGUCUAUAGUUUCUUGGCAAUAUGGCCCUCAUUUUUGGGUUUCAUCCUCUCGCGACUACUUUGCGGCCACCUGCCACAGCAUUCCGCGCGAAGAUUCCCUGAGUUCAUCUUUAUUGGCAUACCCACUGUGGUUCUGAUCACCGUCGGCAGUGACUAUAACACCACCUAUUCCCUGGUGGUCUUCAUAGUUAUUUUGGUUUAUCUUUACGCAAAUGCAGACGGCGAUUCUUCUCUGAAGGCCAAAUACGAGGUCGGUAAACGGCCUAUUGUGUUUACUCUGCUGAGAGCCACCGCUUAUAAUGGAACCUGUGCCGCCAUUCUUGCCGUGGAUUUCUAUUCUUGUCCCCUUGAAUACCGCAAGAGCAGGAAGUUUGGAGCCAGUGCAAUGGACAUGGGCAUCGGUAUGUUCGUGGUUACCAUGGGUUUGGUUUCAAAUCGUGCCAAGGGUCUUGCUGAUCUAAGAAAACUACCCAGAUCGGUGGUUCCAUUGCUGGUCUUAGGCCUAGCCCGGACCAUUGUCAUCACAGCGAUUGACUAUCAUCAGGAUAAGACAGAAUAUGGCAAGCAUUUGAAUGCUUUCUUUAUCUUGGGCCUUACCAAAUUGAUAGGCAGCUUCUACACUCUGUUGGUGAAGUCGGAUAAACAUCUCCUGCCUCUAGCUUUGGGCUUGCUUUUCCUGCACGAACUUGUGCUGCAGCUGGGCCUUUCCGAGUUUGUGAUGUCGUCUGCCCCACAUGAUGGUUACUUUAGUGCCAAUCGAGAAGGUUUAAGCUCCCUACACGGCUGCGUGGCUCUCUAUUUGCUUAGUAUUUACCUAUCCAAGUGGUACACAGCCCAGGAUCAUCUUAGUUACCAAGAGUUGGCCAGCAAGUUGAAAAAACUCCUAGUUGCGGCAGUUUUCUGUUGGAUACUAGCUUUUAGUAGCGCCUUCUUAACAGGGAUUGCUCGUGUAACCUUCAGCUUUGGCUAUGUGAUCUGGAUAUUCGGCAUCUGUUUGAGCUUGAUUGUUAUAUAUGCAUUUUUCUUUGAACUUAAACAAGUUGGUAACCAGAAAUUGAUUGGAGAUGGCGACAAGGUAACCAGCCAAUCCCUACCCACCUUUGUUGAAAGCCUCAACAUGAAUGGUCUGACGCACUUUAUGCUGUCCAACUUCCUCACUGGGCUGGUUAAUUGUUUGAAUCCAGGAAACCGGAAUGAUAUCGAGUGUGUGGUUAUACUAUCCGCAUAUAUGUUUGUAAGUGCCGGAAUUGUCUUUAUUAUGCUUAAAAAGCGUAUACGAGUAGCCUAAUUUUUUGAUAUUAGCCAAAAACUUGUGAUAUUUAUUGCUAAUAUCGUAAUUCCAUUUCAAUUUAAAAAUGUGUUGUUUAAAUCAUGAAAAAGCUUCCGAGUUGAUUAAAUAUAUUAAGAGACGAUACAA
Molecule: messenger RNA, 1615 nt
Organism: Drosophila serrata
Lineage: Eukaryota; Metazoa; Arthropoda; Insecta; Diptera; Drosophilidae
Gene: PIG-Wa
Product: Phosphatidylinositol glycan anchor biosynthesis class W a
Biological process (GO): GPI anchor biosynthetic process; protein localization to plasma membrane
Cellular component (GO): endoplasmic reticulum; membrane
Molecular function (GO): glucosaminyl-phosphatidylinositol O-acyltransferase activity
Source: RefSeq, a predicted model, not a curated record